AUGGCUGAUCUAAUGGACCCGAACGCGCUGGAGAUUCUGUCCGGAAUGUUUCCACAGGGCAGAGUCCCCAAUAUUCCUGCCAGAGUGGUACGGGUUUUCCUUGGAGCGUCCGGACCAGAUACGAUAGCUGAGCGAAAUGUGAUCAUACAACGCGUGUACCCUGAGCUGAGGGAAUACUGUCGGAACAGACAUGGUGUAGAAUUCCAGAUGAUUGACCUUGAGUGGGGAAAGCCACCUUCAGAUUCCAAUAUAGACAACACUCUUCCUGAUUUCAAGCUUAGAGAGUUACAGCGCUGCCAGAGGAGCUCCGCAGGUCCCAAUUUCGUGGCCUUCAUUGGCCAGAAAUAUGGGGAGCGAUUACUUCACUCAUCGAUCCCAGCCGAGGAGUUCGAUACAUUACGUAUGGCACUUCAUAACCAUAAGGGAAGAGAAACUCGAAAUGCACCCAUACUGGACACUUGGUAUACUAGGGACGAUAACUCCGUGGCACCAAUCUACGUGUUGAGGGCUAUAGGUGACGUCAUACCAGAGUAUAAGCAGCAGGAUGGCAAUCAACACAGUGAAGGAAUGUCAAAAUGGCUGGAGGUGAAAAAAGAGAUGAGACGACUCUUCCGGAAGGCAGCAGACUAUUGUUAUCUCGAGGGACAGAUUACCAUGGAAACCAAGAACAAAUACUCCAUGUCAGAGUUAGACAGCCAAAUUCAUCAAGGCAUUGAAGAGUCGGACAACCCUCUCAACAAGUGUACUCUGAUUCUCCGAAACAUCGUCGAUCUUAAAAACUAUUUAGAUGACCCGAAGGCUACAACAUUUGCUGAAGUUGUCUACAAUGAAAAAUACGAACAAUUCGAAUUAGAAACAGAAUCAACUCAGAUGCUGACUAAAAUGAAAGACGAAGCUGUUUCCAUGGUAACACCCAACAUACUAUCCUACGACGUAUUGUGGCGUUACGAUGACGUCAUCAGCCCGGAACUACACAAAGAUUAUCUGGACCAAUUAUAUUCUGAGUUCAGCAUACUUAUGAAGGAGUUAGUGGAUCGCUCAGUUCCGACAACUGUUUACGAUUUUCAGUCUGACAUCGUAGAAGAAACAUUAUACCAUUGGUUGCGAUGUCAGGAUAUCUCCCGAAACUUCUGUGGUAGAGAGAACGAGUUUGGCCUCCUAACCGAAUACCUGUUAGGGACAUUCAACCAGCCUGUCGUCGUGUUCGGUCAACCUGGUUCCAGUAAGACUUCCUUGCUAUCAAAGGUUGCCAUGGAGACUCAGGAGAUGGUACCAGGGGAGGUAAUCAGUAUAAUCAGGUAUGUCGGUUUUACUCCACGGAGUGCCGAUCUGAAACAGCUCUUGUCAGGUAUAUGUACGCAAAUUCUCGCCUCUCUCAAGCGUGAUACAACAGAAGUUCCCCAUGACUUCAAGGACCUGCAAAAGUUCUUCCUUAAUGUGAUCAAGACGAUCCCAUCCCACGUUACCCUGGUGCUUUUUCUGGACAGUGUAGAUAACAUUUUACCAGACUACAGUGCUCACUUCAUGUCCUGGAUGCCAAAUCUACUGAAUCGCAACGUGAAAAUCGUGAUAUCCACUCAUCCCGAGAAAAACCAAAUCCUCUCGGCGAUGAAACAAGACAUAAUCAGAAACGACAAGGCAUUGGUUGAAGUGAAACCGUUGUCAAUAGAGGAUGCUGAACGGAUGCUAGUGUUUUUCCUAGGCCAGUAUGGGAGAAGAAUCAGCACAACACAGAUGCAAGUGUUCAAGGAAGCUAUGAACAACUGUUCGCUACCGAUGUACGUAAGUCUGUGCGCAGAGCACGCAAAAAUGCUCCAUUCACACGAUGACAUUAGUCUGAAGACACUUCCAACAAGUAUACACGAAGCAAUCAAUUUACUAUUGGAUGGGCUUGAGAUAUCUUACGGUGCACAUUUCGUUUCUAAAGCAAUGGCGUACCUUGUCGCGUCCGUUACUGGGUUAAGUGAUUGUGAAAUCGAGGACCUCUUGUCUCUGGAUGACGAUGUGAUGUCCUCUCUCUAUACCGACUAUCAUCCGUACAUCAGACGACUUCCUCCACUGAAAUGGCUACGUCUGAAAGAUGACAUUCGAAGGUUUCUGAUCGUUCGAGAAGUGGAUGGGGUGACAGCAUGCUGCUUUCGCCAAGAGGAAUUCAACAUAGUUAUAAAGGAAAAGUAUAUGAGCAGUAAAGAAACAGCGAAACAGGUGCACUCUAUGAUGGCUGACUACUUCCUUGGUACAUGGCACGGUAAACCAAAACCUAUUGAUCAAGUCGAGUCAAUGGAUGGUCAAAAACUCCAAAGAUCCUCUGUGAAAGAGGCAGAUCGAUAUGUUCCCUCACAACCGCUCACUUUCUUCCACGGAGCUGGAACAGUGAGAUUCAACAGGAGGAAAUAUGAUCAGGUGCCACGACAUUUGUAUCUGGCAGAUCGUCUGAAAGAGCUAAAUCAACUAGUCUUGUUCAACUACGAAUGGAUGUAUAACAAAAUCAAAGCUCUCUCCUUGCAGCAUAUCAUGGCGGACUUUGCCUUAAACCCUGGUGUUGAGGCUACACUUGUAGAAGAAGCUCUGAGAGUUGCAGAAUCUGUAAUCGAACUAGAUAUUAAUAACCUGUCUCCUGAAAUAGCUGGCCAUCUAUUGCCAUAUUACGGUACAAUGGCAAAUAUACGUGCACUCCUUAGUCAAUGUGACACGGAUGGAUUGAAGCACUGUGCGCUUAUCCCCAAUUUCCCAUACUUACAAGUUCCAGGAAGCUCUUUGAUCUGCACACUCGACACAAGCAUUACAGGUGAAUUUUUUCAACUUUUUCAGGAUGACAGGAUCUUGUUGAUCAAGCAAAGAGACAGUUCCCAUAUACACGUGUACGAUAUGGCGGUAGGAGAGAAAAAGAAAAGCAUAUUUACAUCUAACGGUGCUUUGCAUACUACUCCUGAUGGAAAAUACUUUAUAAUAGUUGAUCAUGUCACCGAAAAGGCUGUCAAGAUACACAACUCUUCGACCGGAGACUUUGUUGGCCAACUUAUAGUUCUGAAUCAUAUCACGCUUAAACCAAAGGAAAAGUACAAGAUGGGAGACAUCAGUAUUACCAAUGACCGGAUCUGCUUGAUUGUCACCACAGACUCAAGUUAUCUCUGCAUCGCGGAUAUUGAAUCCUGCCAUUUUUUGCAAAUCAUUAGUCUUGACGGCAGAUCUGACCUAUGCAGAAUAACACCAAACGGAAAAUUUGUCUUCUGCAAUUCAAACGAGUUCCUUCUCGGAUACGACUUGUACACACUAGAACAUACCUGCACAUUCUCCCUUGGAAAUAAGCCUAAUUCUAUGACAUUCAGCAAAGAUGGUUUUCGUGGGUACUUGUCAAGCAGCUUCGAAACGAAGCUGUUGGUGAUGCACUUGCACCAGGGAUCAGUAGAAAUGGCUUACAAAACAGUACUUGAGGAGGAAAUGCCAGACGACAUGAUCAUGCAACUCACAAUUUCCCCUAAUGAUGACACUGUUCUUAUUCGUGGGCGGAACACUAUCCUUGUUUACAGCAGAUUCAACGAGAAGGUGAUGGCAAGGUUUCCAAGACCGAAAGACAUUCCAAAAGAAUUCAAAUUGCCAAAAAGCCACUUCAUCGACCUGUACUUUACAGCGGCCGACUAUACGCGGGAUGGCAAGUUUGUGAUUGGUACCAUCUUCCGAAACAUUUACCUGUGGCAAAUCUCAACUGGUAAUCAAGUUACAAGCAUCCAGGCCCCGGUCGGUAUCAUCACGGAACUUCUAGUGUCAACCAAAAGGAGUCAGAUAGUCACUCACAUCCAGGGCGCGAGCAACAUCCAGUUGUGGAACAUAGACGAGGCUGUCAAUCAGGUUAAUAUGCUUGAUCGUCUCACAGGAGCAAUCACUGCCAUACGAGUCACUGGGGAUAGUUCUAUUGCUUACGCAAUGUGCAAGAGCAGUGACGAAAUCGGUGUCAUCGAUAUGCGUAAUGGAUCAAUGUUGGAUCUUUUAACGCACGACAGUCCCGUAAGUGACUUCGCCAUCACACCUACUGGCAGUUACGUUCUUGUGUCCACUCUGUCGAAAAAGUUGAAUAUGGCUACCAAACUGUGGGACAUGACAGAACGUCGAAUCAUUAAGGAAUUCGGGAACACUACUGGACACUGUAUCAGUGCCCACGUUGAUGCCUACAUGCUUUUUGUGGCCCAAGAACAGCACAAUUUCAAAGCCCCUUUCUACAUUACACUGUUCAAAUUUGUCGGGGACACUUUCCACGAGUACACACAUCCCCUUGCCCUGAAGUAUAUUCUUGGUAAGCCGUUCCUUACCAGCGAUGAUAAGUACCUUGUUGUGCUUACUGCUCAGGACUAUGUGCAGUUGACUGCAUCAUACGAUACGCCAAUCAUAUGUACAUUUGCAAUGGAAGAGGACAUGCGUGUCUCCUACUUCACUCCAGAGAGUUUCCAAGGAACAGCGAAUGUGUCAAAAAUCGUGGAUGUCAAACCGUGUCCAAAAAAUCCAUACACCAUAGCAAUUAUGUACGAAUCAACCGCCACGUUCGAUAUCAAGGAAAACGCCACACCGAACGGUAUCGCCAAGACAGCACAUGGAAUUCUCAUUCUUGACAUUUGUAGCGGAUCAAUGAUCGCUAUGUGUGAUCCCUUCAUGACAAACUCUGCAUGCAUAGACACCGGGCUGGUAUAUUCUAAUGACUUUGAAUUUUGUCUCGACAGCAACUCAAAUUACUUUGACAUCACCCAGUGUUAUUAUCGAGGACAAUUGCCGAACCCUGGCGUGAGACCAAGUCUCACGGCACUUAACGAUUCCGUCGUGGUGUAUGCUAAUGCCUGCGUUCUAUACGUCGUAAGAAUCUCCGAUGGCAAACAGAUUGCAACGUGUAACGUCCAUGCCAAGAUCUGUCACUUACAUCUAUGCAAAAACGACCGCACUGUCAUGGUUGGAUGCAGUGAUGGAACAAUCGCAUCAUAUGUACUCAUUGACCCUGAUAAUGAAGUACCUUCUGACGUCAUCCAAACGCUACGAAGUCGGCAAAUAGACCUGGCUGACGACGUGGAUGGGAGACUGUCCCGCUCCUGGGACAAAAUUGAGAGCGGUGGUCACUCCCCUCAGUCCCGCCCUACCUCUGGGAUGAUAGGCGCUUGCCCGAAAGACAAGAUUUUAUUAAAACGUGUGAAGCCUGUGCCCAAAGUGCGUCCUAACUCGGACACCUUUAUGUACCUAAAUGCUAAUUCAAAAUCAUGUUCAAUCAUGUGA
Messenger RNA from Ylistrum balloti, 5253 nucleotides. Its product is annotated as NACHT and WD repeat domain-containing protein 2-like. NCBI's taxonomy places the organism in Eukaryota, Metazoa, Mollusca, Bivalvia, Pectinida, Pectinidae. The transcript has 7 exons. Gene Ontology annotation, molecular function: protein binding. The record is from RefSeq and is a predicted model, not a curated record. The coding region runs from base 1 to 5253 and encodes 1750 amino acids.